AUGGGGAAAACACAAGCCUUUGGGAGGACCCUUGGAUUAAUGAGAAACCGGCUAGGCCACUCACUGCUUCUCGCUGCUUACAUGGUAGCAAUCAGAUACAGACAUCUAGCAAAGGAUGGCUCCUGCCCCCGCUGUGGUGCCAGCAAAGAGACGGCAAAUCAUUGGGCUCUUAACGCUUCAGACGGUAAUCCUUACCUAAAGCUAGGACCAUGGAUCAUGUGGAGACUGUGGAAGAGCCGAAAUGCUUUCUAUUAUAGAGGAGAGGAUUAUGAGCCAUCCAGUGUCAUUUUAAAGGCGCAAGAAGAUCUUGAUGAAUGGAAUAGUCGGGAUGAUUUGGAAGAAAAGGCAGUGAACACAGUUCCGGAGAUGAGAGGAGAGGAAAGAUGGACACCACUACCACACGAAUGGCUGAAGUGUAACAGCGAUGGAGCCUGGGACAAACGAAGGAGCACAGUGGUGUUGGAUGGGUCUUGA
Raphanus sativus (radish) is the source of this 474-nucleotide messenger RNA. RefSeq lists its product as uncharacterized. Bases 1 to 474 code for a protein of 157 amino acids. Lineage: Eukaryota; Viridiplantae; Streptophyta; Magnoliopsida; Brassicales; Brassicaceae. The record is from RefSeq and is a predicted model, not a curated record. The transcript is spliced from 3 exons.